UUAAGCGUGUCGAGCGCCGUGCACGCUUGAUUCAGGGCGUAGAAAAUUUACGGUACGUAGUCCGCCCAAAAUUCGGCUGUCCAUCCACGCUUAAGCGGCCGCUACCGAAUCACCGCUCCAAAGGAAAUUUGACACGAACGUGGAGAAACUUGUGUGGUUUGAUAGCACCCGCAUCCCGGAGCCGCUGACGAGCUCGCCUCGUCUCACAUCGGCGCCAGCUGCUAGGUAAAGUGUAUCGAGCAGGGAGACGAACAGGAAUCGCAGCACGCAGAGUUCGUCAAACAUGUUAUUGAAUCGAGCCAGUAAAACGAAUCCCUUCUUCUGAGUCUCUCGCGGAUGCUAAACCACAUCCCGGCGGACAAAUCCUAUACAAAAAUGAGUGUUUUUGUAUGAAAUUUGCCAAUGAAGCAUCGCAGUGAUUACAGAGUCUUGAAGCGUCACGACGGCGAAGAUACGACACACGGAUACCAAAAGCACCGAGAAGAGUUCGCGUAAUCCGUUAUAAAUAGUCGGUUGUUGUAUCGCUACCGAAGGCACUGAAGGUGUGGAGCAACUUCCUCGGGCCAAAUCUUAUGACUCAGACGGGCUAGGCAGCAUCAACUGUGGCACUAGCAGUACCGCGAACUUCCCACAACAACCAGUGCAGCGAGUGUCUCCUUUACUAUCAAUACAUCAGACGUCGCUCGAUCAGCCACCUUCUUGUUCCGGCGGGGAAGAGAAUCGUUUGGUCUUUGGCAGCCAUCGUCACGCACCGGGUACGCUACCGGCAGUGAUUCCACUCUUCGGUAGUACGAUGUCCGGCACUACGGGAAAGCGUAAGGAGAUCUACAAAUACUUGGCACCAUGGCCGCUGUACUCGAUGAACUGGUCGGUGCGGCCGGACAAGCGCUUCCGGCUUGCAUUGGGCAGCUUCGUGGAGGAGUACAACAACAAGGUACAGAUCAUCAGUCUAGAUGAAGAUACUAGUGAGUUCAGCGCGAAAAGCACUUUCGAUCAUCCGUAUCCGACAACGAAAAUCAUGUGGAUCCCAGACUCGAAGGGUGUGUAUCCAGAUCUGCUGGCAACGAGCGGCGACUACCUGCGCCUGUGGCGUGCCGGUGAGCCGGAUACCCGCCUCGAAUGCGUCCUGAACAACAACAAAAACAGUGACUUCUGCGCUCCGCUCACCUCGUUCGAUUGGAACGAAGUCGACCUAAACCUAGUCGGUACGUCCUCGAUCGAUACGACUUGCACGAUCUGGGGCCUCGAGACAGGGCAGCCGCUUGGGCGAGUCAACCUCGUGUCCGGUCAUGUAAAGACGCAGCUGAUUGCGCACGACAAGGAGGUGUACGAUAUCGCGUUUUCACGGGCCGGUGGCGGCCGGGAUAUGUUCGCCUCGGUCGGUGCUGACGGAAGUGUUCGGAUGUUCGAUUUGCGCCAUCUGGAACAUUCGACCAUCAUCUACGAGGAUCCGGCACACACGCCGCUGCUACGGUUGGCCUGGAACAAACAGGACCCGAACUAUCUGGCCACGGUGGCUAUGGACAGCUGCGAGGUGAUCAUACUAGACGUCCGAGUUCCCUGCACGCCCGUUGCUCGCCUCAGCAACCACCGUGCUUGCGUUAACGGGAUCGCGUGGGCACCGCACAGCUCUUGCCACAUCUGCACGGCUGGAGACGACCACCAGGCGUUGAUUUGGGACAUUCAGCAAAUGCCGCGCCCAAUCGAGGAUCCAAUUCUCGCAUACACGGCAGCCGAAGGAGAGGUUAACCAGAUCCAGUGGGGCGCGACGCAGCCCGAUUGGAUAGCGAUUUGCUACAAAACUGCGUGCGAGAUACUACGCGUCUAAGCGAGCGAGCGUCCUGAGUGUGGCAGUUUCUUGGAAUUUGCCCCACGGACGUCGCAUACACUGCUGAUUACUUACGAUUAGUGUUGGGUAACUGCACUCUUUUCAGUGAGCGGACCACGGUCCUCCGCACACUUAAAAGAGCGAAGCACGAACGGGGGCUCUUUCGCUCGUUUUCGCUCUUUUCGCUGAGCGCAAGUGAGCGCAAAAGAGCGCAAACGAGCGAACGAGCAAAUGAGCGCAAACGAGCGCAAGUGAGCGAACGAGCGCAAGUGAGCCCGUACACUGCUCGUUUCGCACAGUGGCACAUUUGUGUGUAGUAGAAUUAUGCGGUGUGCGUGUACUCAACGGUGUAACGGCGCGUGUACGAUCGCUCGUUUGCGCUCGUUCGCUCGUUCGCUCGUUUGAAAAGAGCAAAAGAGCUAGCCUGUUCGGCAGUCAACUGCCGUCAAGCGCUCGCUCACUCUUUUAGGUGAGCGGAGUGAGCGAGGUACCUCGCUCGCUCGUUUAUCUGACAGCAACGAUUCGCGAUCAAGUCGCUUUUCAUUCUUAUUGUGACCAACGGUUUUCAUUUUUUUGACAACGUAUAGUGAAAUAGCCUUAACUUAGGCCCUUCAGUUCAUUUACUAAUUUCAUUUAACACAGUUGCGUGCACACACAUGCACAACUAUACGUAUUCGUUUGUAACAAUGCUGUCCAAUUUUUGUUCCUAGCAAUCAUGUGGUUCGGGUUAGAAGUAGUACCCCGCCGAUCGCCCCAUAGUCUGUACUAACCAUUCUUUUAACUCGUUCUUUGAUGAGAUGUAUGAGGAUAGUGUAAACUUUCCAUAGGUUAGUGAAACCGAGAGAUAGUACUACCUCUUACUUUCGUUUUUGCCUAGCAAAGCUUUUCAUGGUUUUAGUUUUAAUUGUUUAGAUUUUUGCAUUUCAUUUGCGACUAUACUCAAACAAAUUGUAUAAAUUAUACGUAGCGUAUUUAGGUUAGUUAGUAAUUUUCCUACUAAACCGCAAAGUUCAGCACUGUUUUUCUACUAAAGUUAACCUACUGAACCGCAAGCAGCACCCAGUGCUGGUGGAAUGAGUUUCACGGGCCGUCAAGGCAAUUACUGCAUGCACCUCUCUCAAAAACGACAAUUUCGCAUCAUUGGCUCACUCUAGGGCAAGAUAUACGUAAACCAAAACCCACGCACAACCCCACUUGCCCACCCCCUCCUCCCCCCCCCCCCCCCCCCUCAUUCCUCUCAGCCUUUUCUGCCCAUAUCGACAUAGAAGACUGUGCAAGAUGAGCCGCGAGGUGCUCCUAGCCCCUCAUUCAUUUAUAGCAUCAAGGACAUAUGCCUUGUAUGCGGCAAUGGAUGCAAAAUACGUGUCCAAACUCGUAGCAUUGAUUACACUAUUAAUAAUAAUAAUAAUUAUAAUAAAAUGCAACCGUGAGCCUCGGCGUGUUGCAAACGGUUGCGCAGUUUGGUAGGAUCGAUCGUAAUUAUUAUACUUUAUUCAAUUGUAUAUUUAAAAACUCAUUACUUAGCUGGAUCGUUUAGACGUUUUAGUAGCCGUACUUCUAAUUGCUUACUAGCAAUGCUUUACAACACAAGACAUUUAUUUCAAUCGCUAAGCUGAAUACAAUCUAAUUACUCGAAAUAUUCUAAUUUAACCAAGACAACCAAACCAGCAAAAUCUCUCGUACCCUUUGCGAUGUGAUAAGGGAUAGGAGAGAAGGAGAGAAGGGACGGAUGGGAAGAAACUUGCUGCUUCACAAAGAUACACACCAUAUCUAACUCUAAAUCAUCAUUCAAACAACCAUAAACACACCCAUGCAAGAGAUUCAGCAGCCAGAUUCAGGGCUGAACCGCAACGCACAAAUGAAGAUGCUAGGUAGUAGUUGAGCGAAACAAAUGAGAACCAUGUGAAACAUAUGAAUCAUAUUAUUGCGGGGGAGGGAUGGAGCCUAAUCGGUAAAUAGAAUAAAGGAUUUCUCUUGAUACAUAACAUUUAGCUUCGCAACAACAAAUUUAUGAGGGAGGGUAGUUUGGGAUCCGACUUUAUUUCCAGAUUGUACGCUCCCAUGUUUCUUGGCCCGGAAUAAUCACAAAGCAUCACACCACGAAGGUUUGUGGUUACGAUACAGUGUCCCGUCUGUGGUUUGUCCCGAGCUGUGAUACAAGGACGACCGAUAAAGUUGGUGCUGGCUGGCCAGCUGACUCCCACGGUGCCCCCGGGUGGAGUACCCAUUUUAAGACCAUUCCAGACCUCACUCGAAAGGUGUGUCUGCUGAUCACCGAUUGGAUG
Molecule: messenger RNA, 4113 nt
Organism: Anopheles aquasalis
Lineage: Eukaryota; Metazoa; Arthropoda; Insecta; Diptera; Culicidae
Gene: wap
Product: DDB1 and CUL4 associated factor wap
Molecular function (GO): protein binding
Source: RefSeq, a predicted model, not a curated record